CCAUCGUUUCUAUCACACGCCAUCAACUACCAAACCAUGACCAUCCUCAAGCUCGCCAAUUCCGUCAGCAAGAGCAAGGCCAUCGGUGUGUCCUUUGUCGCCGCCACCGCGACCACAACCGUUCUCUUCUCGGUCCUUCAAAGCAAAGAGCUCUACAUGCGAGUGCAUCCGCACGCCCGCCGGGGAGAAAAGAACUUGCCGGUAACCGCCUCGACCACCGGACAGAGUCUCCUUUAGGGGCUUGAUUCUGGCUGCUGCUUCCCUCACCGAUCGCUGGGGGGAAGGCCGUUGUUGCAGCGAACGGGUGUUGCCACGGCGGUGCCACCUUCGACGGCAUCGGUUAUCACGCCCAAGGUCCGGACAAUGA
Messenger RNA from Ectocarpus sp. CCAP 1310/34, 367 nucleotides. Lineage: Eukaryota; Phaeophyceae; Ectocarpales; Ectocarpaceae. The record is from the annotation of a GenBank genome assembly.